Molecule: messenger RNA, 3376 nt
Organism: Varroa destructor (honeybee mite)
Lineage: Eukaryota; Metazoa; Arthropoda; Arachnida; Mesostigmata; Varroidae
Source: RefSeq, a predicted model, not a curated record
AUUAAAGUGCAUGUCAUUUGUCAAAUGAAUUAUAAAUAAAAAGAUUUAACUUUUAAAAUAAAACGAUCAACAAAUGCUCCUGCAAUCUUUAAGUAAUAUGUCAGCGUCAUUUCAGGUUGGCACUCGAUACUUUGCACUAUUUGGGCAGCCGGUAUCAUGGUUCUAAAAUAUACAAGGUAGUCGCUAUAUGGUCAAACUACAGCCCUAAUAGGCGUAGCACAGCCCGUGACAAUAGAUCGCUGACGACCGAAAUAGUAUCCAGCGUGGUACUCCCUGGUGGCUGUAACGAGCUGAACAUCAUAACGAAAAAGGUGGCCGCAACUGAAAUGUGUUAUACUGGCGGAUCCGGUGCACGCUUAACAUAUGACAACGGUAGUCGAUUGUCAAUUAAGACAGUAAAAAAGCACCGGCCUUAUCUUUCUGCUUAAUUGAAAAGAUAUCAUCUUUCAUUAAAUGACUAUCUGCACUUUGUUAAGCUAAUUGCGCACCCGUUACAAUAAUAACCGUCGUUUCAAGACCCUAUAUUUCAAACACAAUGGAGAAAAAUGCCAAAUUCCGAUCUCUGCAGAAUCCCGCUAAUGUGUGCCGGCAUCUACAAAGUAAAAUCUUAGCGUCCGUCUCUAACAGCAUUAGUCUCGGUGAGGUUCGCAGUACUUUAGCAACUUUGAUGGAAGGCGAAUGGUCAGACGAAGAUAUCAUCGGCUUUUUUACAUACAGCCAGCAGAAAAUCUUCAAAGUUUCGUGUAGUCAAUUGUACAUGAACGAUCAAGAAAGUUCGAGUGAGGAAGAAGAUGAAUACCCUGUAGUUACGCCGAAUUCCACAGAGAAAUGCAGCUUUGUCACGCCGAUGGAUACCAUUACGUCUACUCAGGACAAUAGUUAUUUCUCAAAGUCGGAUGGGGAAAAACAGUAUUUCUCAGACUCGGAUUCCGAAAGACAGUAUGCCGCCACCAUUUUACGACGGCACAAUCAAUAUUUAAUAACGAAAUCUCCGAUGAAAGAGAAGACAGUUUUAGUUCCAAAGAUACGAAGCACUCAGGAAGUACUUUCGGUGAUAACAUCCAAAGAUAGUGAAAGCAACUUGUAUAGUGAUAAGCCUGAUGCAAAGGAACGCAAGGCAAGCACAACAAAACAACAGCCUUCACAAUAUAUUGCUUCAAAUGAGCCACGGCCUCAGAGAGUUGAUUCCGAUAACGAUGUAAGUUGUGAUAAUGAGACUUCCUCGAAAAAAGACCGAUCCACUCAAAAUAACUAUUUAGUUGGAAAACAAGAAACUUGUCCAGCCCGCAUCUUCAUACUCAAGCCACAAAAAAUGGUCACCCAGAUAACAGAUUCCCAAUCACCAUACCCCAAAAUUAGUCUUUGUAGUGACUCGGACUCCUGCAGUGGAACUUCUGCUGGCAGUUCACAAAAAAAUCUUCGGCCCCAGGUUAACACAGAUUUCGAGGCUGAGAUUGCCAGGCGGCUAAAAUUGGAACCUAUGGAGCGCCAAAAACGUGAGAAUAAUCAAAGCGAGUUUUUUAAUCGAAAAGACAAUUUGGAUAACGAACGAAGUGGCCGUCAUCAUGGCUCCGAAACUAACACCGAUCUAAUAAAAUACACAAGUAUACUAAUAUAUAUAUAUAUAUUUGUGUAUGUAUAUAUAUAUAUACGUAACUGAAGAUCGUGUAGGUUGCAGUUUGAUCUUGAAUUGGUGAUGAUCAGUAAUACGGAAGCCGUUACUUAAUGAAUGAGCGAAGCUAUUUUUCUCAAGUCACGAAGAGCAGAUUUUUGACACAGCGUUCAGCUUUGGAUGUCUCACGCCCCAGCUCAUGAUCAGAAGUAUUAUUUUUUUUGCUAAACUCAUUGGGACGUUUCGAAACCGUACGUAGAAAAACGUAACUUGCACAUCGUUAUCUUUGGAUGUGGCUAUAUUCUGAAUAGCAAAAAUAUUGUUUUUUAUUCGCUACUCCUUUGUCGUGUCUAUAGCCGUCUUUUUCUGUGUGUGCUUCAGUACAUCUAAUCGCAGUUACUGUCUGAAUACUACUAAGUAGGUGCUGACAUUGUUUCUGCUGUGGCCAAAGUGCUUAUGAAAUUUGUGAGUAAAUGAUUAUUUAAGAUUUGAGCUUAAAACUGGUUUAAAACUUGAUAAAAAUAAGUUCCUUUUCUUCUUCUCGGUUAACCAAUCAUGAAUUUUGACAUUUCGAAAAAAAAAUAUUCCGAGACGUAUGCUAUAGGAAACUAUGACCGUCAUUGAGAAGCAGUGAUGCUGGGUCAGCGUUUACUAACAAGAAACAGAUACGUCAACCAAAGAAGCUGAUCAAUAUAUAUAUGCAAGGUUCUAUGCAAGGUCUUAGCAAGAGAAACCAUAUAAUUUUCUAAAAAUGAAUAUAGUACAUUGUUCAGCCUACAUAACAAAAAAUGAAGUAUUUCAAACUGAGUGUAUCCAUAAUUUGCAAACAACGGCCGAUGCGUGGUAAGACUCGCUACGGCACAGGUCAAGUGGCGAUUGUUACUUGAUAUUGGAGAUACGCACGGCGCUAGCUCCGGCGUUAGCUUCAGUGCGUGUUUCACGCAUUUUUCUACUCAUCAAUAGGGUCGUACGACUCUAUAAUGAUCCUGCAGUAACAAAACGUUGAUUUUUCGUAAAAGUUUUUUUUUCUUAUAUUACACUUAUAUAUCCUCACAUCCUAAUUAUCCCCUGUUAACUUUUCUUCUUGUUAAAAUUUCAACUUACAGCAUACCGCCUGAGCAACAUUAUAAUGAGUACGCAUUUAGUGCCAAAUCUAUGAUCAAUUAACAAUCAUCGGUAUUAUUGCCUGGCUGGAUUUUAAUAAACUAGCUUAUGAUAAUGUGACAGGUAUUUAUUUAAUCUCUGUAGAACUUAAGAAUUCAACUUCUGCCACAACAGCGGAACCGUUUGUCCUAGCUACUCAUAUUAUAGUCAUAUGUUGUAUUAAAUGGAACAAUCAGGCAGUGCAUUUAGGUUCUGCAUAUUAUCAUAACACUCGCUGCAAGGACAGUUAUACAUGCUUAAAAUAAAUGGUCAUUUAGUAUUCACAAAGCACCUUUGUUUGUCAAAUAAAGUUUGCGUGAAUCUCAACCUUGAAAAUUAUACUGUUUUGAAUGCCAUGCCAAGGUAAGUAGAUCUAUGCACAGGUUCUCGAGAUAGCUUACAGAUUAACUUAUUUGUUUGUUGAUAUUGGUAACACGUUGCAAACCCAGAGGUAGACACACCUCGUUUUGUGCUGGAAGCAAGCCAUCUGAUGGAAUGCCUAAUGGCAAUAGCAGACGGAAAACUCGAAAAAUUGAAAACUCUAUUCGUAGAAUUUGUGCUGCUGCGGAAGAUUGGCUUCCUACUGUCACCAAGCCGAUAUUUUUAAUAAAUUAAAAAUUG